This is a messenger RNA of Indicator indicator, 5452 nucleotides long. It is a transcript of the gene CLASP2, whose product is annotated as cytoplasmic linker associated protein 2. Gene Ontology annotation, cellular component: spindle microtubule; cytoplasmic microtubule; microtubule organizing center. The transcript has 41 exons. The coding region runs from base 68 to 4672 and encodes 1534 amino acids. Lineage: Eukaryota; Metazoa; Chordata; Aves; Piciformes; Indicatoridae. Gene Ontology annotation, biological process: mitotic spindle assembly. Gene Ontology annotation, molecular function: microtubule binding. The record is from RefSeq and is a predicted model, not a curated record.
CUGGCUGCGCUCCCGACCCUGAGCUGGUCGGUGCUUCUCCGUAAAAACUUUGGUGCAGCGGCGGAGGAUGGAGUUUGCCGGUAUGGAUUAUUUCUGUGACCAGGUGCAGCAGAAGGACGUGGGCCGCAGGAUGCAGGUCGGCCAGGAGCUGCUGGAAUACCUGGGCGACCCGGCGAGGUCCACCGAUCUGGAGCAGGACCAGCAACGCCUUGAUAAAGUGAUCGAUGAAUUGACAGCAUGGGUCAACUCCAGUAAUUUUAAGGUAGCAUUACUGGGAUUAGAUGUUUUAGGUGCCUUUGUCGACAGACUGUCAGGACGCUUUAAAUCCUAUAUAGGAACUGUUCUCCUGCCUUUGAUAGAUCGUAUGGGAGAUGCCAAAGACCAGGUUCGAGAGCAAGCACAGAAUCUUAUAGUGAAAUUGAUGGACAAAGCAGCACCGCCCAUGUACAUCUGGGAACGCCUUGCUGUUGGUUUUAAACACAAGAACUACCGAUCCCGAGAAGGAGUGUGUGUGUGCCUUGUUGCUACCUUAAACAUUUACAGUGCACAACCAUUAGUCCUCAGCAAGUUGGUACCACAUCUGUGCACAGCGUUUGGUGACUCGAAUAGUCAGGUGAGAGAUGCUGCCAUACUGGCCAUUGUAGAGAUUUAUAGACAUGUAGGAGAGAAAGUACGAAUAGACCUGACAAAGAGAGGAAUUCCCCCUGGAAGGUUGCAAACAAUCUUUGCCAAAUUUGAUGAAGUAAGAAACUCUGGAAAUAUGAUUUUAAGUAGUGUCAGUGACAAAAGCUUUGAUGAUGAAGAGUCAGUGGAUGGAAAUAGGCCAUCAUCAGCUGCUUCAGCUUUCAAGGUUCCAGCACCUAAAAAGCCAGGAAAUCCUCCAAACAGUGCAAGAAAGCCAGGAUCAGCUGGUGGGCCUAAGGUCGGAGCAGGUUCCUCAAAAGAAGGAGGAGCUGGAGCUGUGGAUGAGGAUGAUUUUAUUAAGGCAUUUACAGAUGUUCCUACUGUACAGAUCUAUUCUAGUCGUGAACUUGAAGAAACAUUGAACAAAAUCAGGGAAAUUCUCUCAGAUGACAAACAUGACUGGGAUCAGCGGACUAAUGCGCUGAAGAAAGUUCGGUCAUUGCUUGUUGCUGGAGCUGCACAGUAUGAUGGCUUUUUCCAGCACUUACGGUUGUUGGAUGGUGCUUUCAAGCUGUCAGCCAAGGAUCUCCGAUCCCAGGUGGUCAGAGAAGCCUGCAUUACUGUAGCCCAUCUUUCAACCGUUCUGGGAAACAAGUUUGAUCAUGGCGCUGAAGCUAUCGUGCCUACUCUUUUUAAUCUGGUUCCCAACAGCGCCAAAGUGAUGGCAACUUCUGGGUGUGCAGCCAUUAGAUUCAUUAUUCGGCAUACCCAUGUGCCACGACUCAUACCUUUAAUAACAAGCAACUGUACCUCAAAAUCAGUUGCAGUUCGAAGGCGUUCCUUUGAAUUUUUAGACCUGUUGUUACAAGAGUGGCAGACACAUUCGUUGGAAAGGCAUGCAGCUGUCUUGGUUGAAACAAUCAAGAAAGGCAUUCAUGAUGCUGAUGCAGAAGCAAGAGUGGAGGCCAGAAAGGCUUAUCUGGGUCUUAGAAAUCACUUUCCUAGUGAAGCUGAGACUCUGUACAAUUCUCUCGAGCCACCCUAUCAAAGAAGCCUCCAGACCUACUUGAAGAAUUCUGGCAGUGUAGCAUCCCUCCCUCAAUCAGACAGGUCAUCCUCCAGCUCACAGGAGAGCCUCAAUCGGCCUCUAUCUUCCAAAUGGUCUGCAGCCAGCUCAUCAAGCCUUGCAGGCAGAGUUUCAGCUGUCAGCAAGGGUGUGUCAAGCCCAGGUACUCUGCAGAGGUCUCGCAGUGACAUCGAUGUGAACGCUGCGGCUGGUGCCAAGGCUCGCCAUGCUGCCGGGCAGGCAGCCGGAGCUGGGCGCUUCUCAGCAUCUGGCCUGCCUCCGGGCUCCUACGCUUCGCUAGAGGAUACUUCUGACAAGAUGGAUGGAACAGCUUCUGAAGAUGGUCGUAUACGAAGCAAGCUUUCCACACCUUCUGUUGGGGUUGGAAAUUCAAAAACAGAUUCCAGAGGACGAAGUAGAACCAAAGUGGUGUCCCAGUCUCAGCCUGGCAGUAGAUCUGGGUCUCCUGGAAGAGUUUUGACAACAACCACACUUUCCACUCUGAACACGGGAGUUCAGAGAGUGCUAGUGAAUCCUGCAACUGCACAGAAAAGAAGCAAAAUCCCACGAAGUCAGGGGUGCAGUAGAGAAGCUAGUCCUUCUAGAUUGUCAGUAGCACGAGGCAGCCGCAUUCCUCGGCCUAGUGUGAGUCAGGGGUGCAGUCGGGAGGCCAGCCGUGAAAGUAGCAGGGACACAAGCCCUGUCCGCUCUUUUCCACCCCUUGCUUCCAGGCAUCACUCCAGAUCCACUGGUGCCCUCUACACUCCUGAUGUUUAUGGGGCUACAGGUACCAGCUUUGGAAUCAGCCAGUCGAGUAGGUUGUCGUCAUCAGUUAGCGCGAUGCGAGUGCUCAACACCGGCUCCGAUGUGGAAGAGGCAGUAGCAGAUGCCCUGCUCUUAGGAGACAUACGGACUAAGAAGAAGCCUGUACGAAGAAGAUAUGAGUCCUAUGGGAUGUACUCAGAUGAUGAUGCCAACAGUGAUGCAUCAAGUGCCUGUUCAGAGAGGUCCUACAGCUCUAGGAAUGGAAGCAUACCAACGUAUAUGAGACAGACGGAAGAUGUGGCUGAAGUCCUAAAUCGCUGUGCCAGCACCAACUGGUCAGAGAGAAAAGAAGGCCUUUUAGGCCUGCAAAACUUACUGAAGAAUCAGAGGACUUUAAGUCGUGUUGAGUUGAAAAGGUUGUGUGAAAUCUUCACAAGAAUGUUUGCUGAUCCUCACAGUAAGGUGUUCAGUAUGUUUUUGGAGACGCUGGUGGACUUCAUCCAGGUCCAUAAAGAAGAUCUGCAGGACUGGCUGUUUGUAUUGCUGACACAGCUGUUGAAAAAAAUGGGUGCUGAUUUGCUUGGGUCUGUACAAGCAAAAGUUCAGAAGGCACUCGAUGUCACCAGGGAGUCUUUUCCAAAUGACCUCCAAUUCAGUAUUUUAAUGAGAUUUACUGUUGACCAGACCCAAACACCUAGCCUGAAGGUCAAAGUUGCAAUCCUUAAAUACAUAGAGACUCUUGUACAACAGAUGGACCCAGGAGAUUUUGUAAAUUCAAGUGAAACUAGGUUAGCAGUGUCUCGAAUCAUCACCUGGACCACAGAGCCGAAGAGCUCAGACGUUAGAAAGGCUGCACAGUCAGUGCUGAUUUCCCUUUUUGAACUCAAUACUCCAGAGUUUACGAUGCUAUUGGGUGCUUUACCAAAAACAUUUCAGGAUGGAGCCACAAAGCUUCUCCAUAAUCAUCUCCGUAACACAGGCAACAGUGGUCAGGGAUCAAUGGGAAGUCCUCUAACAAGACCUACUCCACGUUCCCCAGCAAGUUGGUCAAGUCCUCUCACUUCCCCAACCAAUACAUCACAGAACACUUUGUCACCAAGUGCAUUUGACUAUGACACUGAAAAUAUGAAUUCUGAAGACAUUUACAGCUCUCUGCGUGGAGUUAGUGAAGCCAUUCAGAAUUUCAGUUUUCGUAGUCAGGAAGAUAUGAAUGAGCCUGUGAAACGAGACGCCAAAAGAGAUGAUGGUGAUUUGAUUUGCAGUGCUUCUGGCAUAGCUGACCUACGGGCAGGAAGCGGUGUGAGCGAUACAGGCCGAACAGCUCUCGAUAACAAAACAUCCUUACUCAACACAAUGCCUCCUCACUCUUCACCACGCUCACGAGAUUAUAACCCAUACAAUUACUCUGAUGGUAUUAGCUCAUUUAAUAAGUCUGCUUUGAAAGAAGCCAUGUUUGAUGAUGAUGCAGAGCAGUUUCCUGAUGAGCCUGCCAUGGACCAUUCUGAUCUGGUUGCAGAGUUACUGAAAGAGUUAUCAAACCACAAUGAGAGAGUUGAAGAAAGGAAGGCUGCCCUGUAUGAGCUCAUGAAGUUAACUCAGGAAGAGUCUUUUGGUGUUUGGGAUGAGCACUUCAAAACAAUAUUACUUUUGCUGCUUGAAACACUUGGAGAUAAAGAGCAUGCAAUUAGAGCUUUGGCAUUGAAAGUUCUAAGAGAAAUUCUAAGAAACCAGCCAGCAAGGUUCAAGAAUUAUGCAGAGCUCACGAUCAUGAAGACAUUAGAAGCUCAUAAGGAUCCUCAUAAGGAGGUCGUGAGAUCUGCUGAAGAAGCUGCUUCCAUGCUGGCCACUUCCAUUAGCCCAGAUCAGUGCAUCAAAGUUCUUUGUCCGAUUAUCCAAACUGCAGAUUACCCCAUUAAUCUGGCUGCCAUCAAAAUGCAGACAAAAGUCAUAGAAAGAGUAUCAAAAGAAACCCUUACUCAACUUUUACCAGAGAUUGUGCCAGGUCUAAUACAGGGUUAUGAUAAUUCAGAGAGCAGUGUUCGUAAGGCAUGUGUUUUCUGCCUUGUAGCCAUCCAUGCAGUAAUUGGUGAUGAACUAAAACCACAUCUCAGUCAACUCACUGGCAGUAAAAUGAAAUUACUGAACCUUUACAUCAGACGUGCACAGACAGGCUCUGGACCAGGAGAUACACCAGCUGAUCUGUCUGGACAAAGCUAAUGAAGCAGACAAGAGUUAACCAGGUCUCCUGAAACAAGGGCAAGGCCCUCUUCAGUGAAAGGAAAAUCCUUACAUAAAAUUUUUUGAACUUUUUUCUUGUGUAUUUUUUUCUCCUGCUUUCUGUUGUUUGUUGGGUUUGGUUUGUUCUUUUUUUGUUGUUGUUGGGUUUUUUCUUUAACCAACGGCUGUCCUCAGCCUGCAUGUGACUGUUGCAAUAGAAUUAUUCUAAAUCCAAGGAAGAACAGUAUUAACAUCAGUUGAUCAAGGCAGAAUAAAAUUUUAAAAGAAUCUAAUCCAUCAGUUAUCCUGUUCACAAUCCUCUGUGUCUUCCCAUUAACUUCUGCCAGUGUUACUGUAUUAAAAAAAGGAUUAUUUUUUUUAAUGGUAAUUAAAAAAGAACGCUUUAAGCUUCAGAAGUUAAACUCUAAGUUCUGUUGCUUUUAUUCAGCUGCAGAUAACAUUACUUUCUUUAUUGCUGUUUUGUUGGAGUAUCACAUCCUUUGCUAGAAUCAAGAAGCAAUGUGAAACCAGGCUGAACUAGUCUGAACUGCAGCGAGACUUGCUCACUGUGGUGGUGGUUCAUCAUCUUAUUUACAGCUUGUUUGGGAUAUUCUGCAGAUUGAGAGAUAUGCCCGUAAAAGAAAAGCUGGAUUGAUCCAGUUCUGUAAAAGUGUAUUGUUCAUUGGUUGUAUGUUUGUUGCAUAAAUAAGCAUUUAGUGUGUGCAGUAGAGGACUGGUACAAGCCGUACCUCUUGAUGUGGAAGACAGCCCUUUGAGGGU